Molecule: messenger RNA, 786 nt
Organism: Penicillium alfredii
Lineage: Eukaryota; Fungi; Ascomycota; Eurotiomycetes; Eurotiales; Aspergillaceae
Product: putative 26S proteasome non-ATPase regulatory subunit Nas2
Exons: 4
Coding region: 1-786 (261 amino acids)
Biological process (GO): proteasome regulatory particle assembly
Cellular component (GO): nucleus; cytoplasm
Molecular function (GO): protein binding
Source: RefSeq, a predicted model, not a curated record
AUGCCAAGCGCGCUUAGUUCCAUCCAGCUUGGAGACCCACUGCUUCAUCCCACCGUCCUGAUCAUGGGCAUCCCCAUGGACGACAUCCACGCCCCAACUGUCGCCUCCGGACCGACGUCCGGGGGUGUUCCUCGCGAUCUGUCGAAGCUAUCCAUAGUCGAUCUGAUGCAAGAAAAGGAACGGAUCGAGGCGGAACUGUCGGCGCUCAGCAGCGUGUUGAGCUCGCAUGGCGUGAAUAUGAACUCGUCUCUCACUACCUUCGAUGGCUUUCCUCGCGACGACAUUGACAUUGCUCAAGUUCGAACAACGCGAGUACGGAUCAUUCAUCUUCGAAAUGAUCAUAAGGAGGUAAUGAGCCACCUGGAGAAGGACCUCCACCACCAUUUCGCGACCCUCCAGAAUGCGCAAGCAGCCGCCGCGACAAAUGGCGCCAGUACCCCUUCGGCCGCUCCUUCACUGGCAGACAACAGCUUGGCAGAUGCCGGUAUGCUAGGAACACCAUUUGCCAAGGUCAACAGUGUGGUUCCUGGGAGCCCGGCUGACCAGGCCGGCUUGAACUCCGGAGACACCGUCCGAAGCUUUGGGAAUGUGCACUGGUUGAACCACGAGCGUCUUUCCAAGGUCGCAGAGACAGUUCAACAGAACGAAGGGCGUCCGCUCUCGGUCAAGGUAGUGCGCAAAGCCGACAGCAGAUCUGGCACUACAAUGGAAUUGGAUCUGCAGCUCACUCCACGACGAGACUGGGGAGGUCGCGGGUUGCUGGGGUGUCAUUUGGUUCCGCUAUGA